Molecule: messenger RNA, 669 nt
Organism: Emiliania huxleyi CCMP1516
Lineage: Eukaryota; Haptophyta; Isochrysidales; Noelaerhabdaceae
Exons: 6
Coding region: 1-669 (222 amino acids)
Cellular component (GO): nucleus; ribonucleoprotein complex; cytoplasm
Molecular function (GO): ATP binding; RNA helicase activity; RNA binding
Source: RefSeq, a predicted model, not a curated record
AUGUGGCUUCUCGCCGGCUUCUCCAAGCCCUCCGUCAUCCAGGAGCUAGACGGAGACGGCAACGCCAUCGACCCCAACUCGUACUAUGCCAAGUUCAAGGCUGCCUUCGAAAGCGAGUGGGACAUCGUCGACGAGGGCGAGGUCGACGACGUUCUCGCCAUGCAGGUCGUCCGCAACGAUAACGGGUCCGUCACCAUCCACAUGGAGAAGUACGUGGAGAAGGUGCUGGCGAAGCCCGCCUCCCAACAACGCACGCCGGGGCGGGUCAACGACUUCCUCGAGGCGGGACAGCUGCAGCUGCACCAGGUCGCCUACCUGGUGAUGGACGAGGCGGACCGGAUGCUCGACAUGGGCUUCGAGCCGCAGAUCCGCAAGAUUGUGCGCCAAGUGCCGCCGCAGCGGCAGACGCUCUUCUACACGGCCACCUGGCCAAAGGCGCCGGGGGACACGGCGCCGGUGGACGAGGAGCGGCUCGGGCGGAUGCUGGUGCAGCGCGAGCAGGCGCGCAAGCAGGGCAACUUCCAGCUUGGGGACUCCAUCCGGGACCAGGGAUCGGCGCCGCUGAGGUCUUCGGGAGCAUGCAUGCGGGGCGCCCUCGCUCUGGGCGGCAGCCUCGAGCUUCGCUUGAGCUCGCGUGUACCCGACAGACACUGCCCCCUGACGGCCUGA